AUGGUAGGCGAGGGGACAAGUGGCCGUCAGUCGACUCGACUCAAUGCGUCAGCCGUGCCUCACCAAGUCUGCAUUGCCGUCUCCGUCAUUUCCCCCGUUGCCCCUGUGGAUGGCCCAUCGCUGCAGGGGUGCAGCAGACGCCACUCAACGGAGCAGCUACCACCACCACCCCUCUUCCAUGGUCGGUGCUGCCUCUGCCCCUCACCUCCACACGCCCCCGCUCCUUUCAUUGUCGUCCGACUUGUUCUCGUGCUCUCCCUGCCUCUCCGCACCUGCGGAUUUCUCUCUCCCUCCCUCCGCCCUCGCUCACGCUUCACUCCCCCAUUCUCCCCUCCCUCUUCGCCCCCCCUUCCGUAUUACCAUGAACCUCCUUCUCUCCCUUCCUUGCUGCUUCUCUCUGUUGGAGUUCGUCCUUUCUCUCUGUUGGAGUUCGUCCUUUCUCUCCGUUGGAGUUCGUCCUUUCUCUCCGUUGGAGUUCGUCCUUUCUCUCUGUUGGAGUUCGUCCUUUCUCUCUGUUGGAGUUCGUCCUUUCUCUCCGUUGGAGUUCGUCCUUUCUCUCCGUUGGAGUUCGUCCUUUCUCUCUGUUGGAGUUCGUCCUUUCUCUCUGUUGGAGUUCGUCCUUUCUCUCCGUUGGAGUUCGUCCUUUCUCUCCGUUGGAGUUCGUCGUCUGUUCCACAGCAGCAGAAUCUACAGCAGCAGCAGCAGCAGCAGCAGGGCGGGGGGGGUGCGGAGGUGCAGCGGUGGUAUCUAGACAACACUGAGCUAGAGGCGUUCCUCAGGGCCUAUGUGGACCGAUGCAGCCACAUGGCACGCCUCUAUAGCAUCGGCCGCAGUGUGCUGGGCGUGCCUCUGUGGGUGCUGCUCAUCACUUUGAACCCAACUGAAAAGCGCCCUCGCUUCACAUUCAAGUACAUAGGCGGCGUGCAUGGGGACGAGCCGCUGGGGCGGCAGCUUUUGCUGUACCUCGCGGACUGGCUGUGCAACAACUAUCCUUCACACCCCCUUGCGAGGGAGGUGGUGGAGGGGGUGGAGCUGCACCUACUGCCAGCAAUGAACCCCGAUGGCUUCACGCUGCACACCAGGGAGAACGCCAACCGAGUCGAUCUCAACCGCGCCUUCCCUGACCACUGGUUCGCGGAGAUGAAUGCGGAGGAGGCGGGUCAGCAGGCGGAGGUGCGCGCCGUGAUGCGGUGGACACAGCGCCACCACUUCAGCGCCUCUGCUAGCCUGCACGGGGGAGCACUGGUGGCGAGCUAUGCAUGGGACGGCACUAAGGACAAAGGGUACCGCCCUUGCCCACCCCACCCAUGUGCUGCCAUGCAUCGCCCUGUGCCUCCAUCUUUCCUAUCUUGCAUCCGUUUUCCUGUUCCCUCUGCUGUCAUUGAUUAUCCUGCCUCCCCCUCCCCUUUUCUCCCCACACUCCCUUCCCUCCCUCCACUCAACCACAGAACUUCCCACUUCUCAUCUUCAUCCCAUAAACCCAUCUCUCCCAUUCCAACUCCCCCAUCCUCUUCCCUCACCCCCCAACAACCCCCCUCCCGCCAACCGCCCUCGCCCCCGUGGCACCAGAGCAGCACGCACUACGCUGCAUCGCCAGACGACGCCACGUUCCGCCUCAUGGCCACCACCUACGCCACCGCCCACCCCUCCAUGGCGCUCUCGCGUGACUUCCCCGGCGGCAUCACCAACGGCGCCUCCUGGUACCGCGCCCAGGGGGGAGUGGCUGGGGCCUCCUCCAUGCCUCGCCCAUGCCCACCCACACCUACCCCAUGCCUCCCUCCCCUAUGCCUCCCCCAUCCCUCCGCCAUGCCUCCCCCAUGCCUCCCCCAUGCCUCCCCCAUGCCUCCCCCAUGCCUCCCCCAUGCCUCCCCCAUGCCUCCCCCAUGCCUCCCCCAUGCUCCGCCAUGUCCCGACCAUGCGGCCAUGUGCCCUUCCUCGUAUGCCCUCGCCCUUCCUCGUACGCCCUCGCCCUUCCUCGUACCCCUCGCCCUUCCUCGUACCCCUCGCUCUUCCUCGUAUGCCCUCGCCCUUCCUCGUACGCCCUCGCCCUUCCUCGUAUGCCCUCGCCCUUCCUCAUACGCCCUCGCCCUUCCUCGUACGCCCUCGCUCUUCCUCGUAUGCCCUCGCCCUUCCUCGCACGCCCUCGCCCUUCCUCGUAUGCCCUCGCCCUUCCUCGUAUGCCCUCGCCCUUCCUCGUAUGCCCUCGCCCUUCCUCGUACGCCCUCGCCCUUCCUCGUACGCCCUCGCCCUUCCUCGUACGCCCUCGCCCUUCCUCGUACGCCCUCGCCCUUCCUCGUACGCCCUCGCCCUUCCUCGUACGCCCUCGCCCUUCCUCGUACGUCCUCGCCCUUCCUCGUACGCCCUCGCCCUUCCCCGUACGCCCCUUACCGCCUCCACCCUCUUGCCGCUGCUCUUCUGCCUCAGCUGUGGGAGGAGCACCGACCGGCCCUGCUCGCCCUCCUCACCUCCACUGCCAAGAUGGGCGUGCAGGGCACGGUGCUGUGUGCAGCCACCUCGGCGCCCCUGCCUGCCAGCAUCGCGGUGCAUGGGAUUGACAUCCAGGUGAUGGCGUCAAAGCGCUUUGGGGACUUUUACCGCCUGCUGCCGCCAGGGAACUACACAGUGACCAUAUCACACCCGGGGCACAUCAACCACACCACCAACGUCACAGUGCACUCAGGCCGCCCCACGCUGCUACACGUCCUUCUCCGCCCCUCCUCUCCCCCCUCCCUCCACGCCCCCUCUAUCUUCCAAACCCGCUCCUUGCCCCCCCCGCCCUCCCACCCCUCGGGCCUCGCCGCCUGGCUACCCUGGCACUGGGGCAGCAAGAGAGGAGACGCCACGGGAAAGCAGGGAGUAAGGAAGGGGGGAGGGCAGGGAGGCAGGGCAGGGGGGGCAGAUGAUCCGUCUCUGGUGCUGCCUUCACGGCAGCAGGCAGCAGCAGCGGCGGCAGCAGGGGGGGUGUUGAGUAGUGAUGAGGUGAUGUGGGCGGUGGGCAUGGGCAGCAGUGCAGCGCUGGCGGCAGCAGUGGUGGCGGUGGUGCUGCUGGGCGGGCUGCUCAUGAUGGUGGGCCACCGCCGCCGCCGCUUUCUCUUCUCCCACCGGGGGCUGCCUCUACGCUCGCUGCCGAAAGUGUGA
This is a messenger RNA of Closterium sp. Naga37s-1, 3138 nucleotides long. Lineage: Eukaryota; Viridiplantae; Streptophyta; Zygnematophyceae; Desmidiales; Closteriaceae. The record is from the annotation of a GenBank genome assembly.